Molecule: messenger RNA, 919 nt
Organism: Chara braunii
Lineage: Eukaryota; Viridiplantae; Streptophyta; Charophyceae; Charales; Characeae
Source: the annotation of a GenBank genome assembly
UGAUUGUGAAAGGAGGUAUCAAGCUGCGCUGGGAGGUGUACCAGCAUCAUGUCAAGAAGUUACCGAGAAUAUGGACGGGAUGGAGAUCAAGACCGACGCCGAGAAACUAUCCGCAAUGAAGAUCAAGACAGAGGACGUGAUAAUAGAUUGGACCAAAGACCGGAGUACGGUAGGGAGCGUCGAGCAUCCUCAAGAGAGCCACCAAGACGUUUUGUUCCCGUUUGCUACGAGUGCGGAGAGCCCGGGCACUAUCGCAAUCAAUGUCCGCGGCUUAGUGGUGAGGGCAGUUCCCGAUUCCCAUCACGGGGUCGAUCAACAUCACCAAGGAACUAUCCAAGACAUCCAGAUAGGAGACCGACUUGUGAUGAACCUGUACUGAAGAAGCAAUUUGAGGAUUUAUCAAGUACUGUCGCUACGAUGAAAGAAUUCGUCGAAAGGGAGAACGCAAGAAGGGAGGAGAAGGAGAGGCGAAAACAUGAAAAGGCGGAGCGUAGGAAGCAUGAGGAGGAAGCAAAAGCGGAGGCGGAACGUUUGGAAAUGGAGAAGAAGCUUAAGUCUGAACGUCGUGAAAACGAGAAGAAGAAGGAAACGAUGAGGUUGGCGGAACAGAAGGAACAAAUGAAAAAAGAGUUGAUCUCGACAUUAUCGGUGCACAUGGGUGGUUUGCGAGAAGAGCUCAAGUACCAUAUGGACAGAUGCCUGGAGGAGUUAGCCAAGCUCAAGGGAAAGGCUAAAAAGCAAUCGCCCAGCACUGGACAAUCAUCCGAUGAUGAGUACGAGUCAUCCAAGAGUGAAGUUGAAGCUCUUAGUGAGAAGACCGGACACCUAACUAUUGGAGGGAAGAGACGACGUGGACCUGAGUAAGCGAUUGGCAACAGCCCGCCAAUGGAAUCGCCUGCCAAGCGCACCUCAAAGAAGC